AUAAAUUUCGUGGCCUAUUAAGUUUACAAGUUGUCCACAAAAUAAGUAAACACUUGCUUAAACUUUACACAAUAAUAGUUGAUUUGUACGUCUUUGAAGUCUUCUCUCUUUAUCACUCAAACCAAAAGCAGAAGUUAUAUUAUUCCCUUGCUUCCUCGCAGCUUUCCUCAUGCAUUAGAGAUCAAUCAAUGUGAUUUUGGCACCAUUUUGCGAGGGUCGGUGAAGGUGUUUUCGUUAGCAAAAUGAAGAAGAAGAUGUUUCUUCUCGUUCCAUUUCUCCUUGCUUCAACUCUCUUCUUUUGCUUCGCAACCUUUGUUUUCGGAGCCGCUGUGUUGCCGGAUGAUGAAGUGGAAGCUUUACGUGGCAUAGCGAAGAGUUUGGGGAAGACGGACUGGAAUUUCAGCGUCGAUCCGUGCAGUGGAGAUUCUGGAUGGUUCUACCGAGCAGAAGGAUCAAAAGAGAAUGAUCUUACCUGUGACUGCUCCUCCUCCAAUGGAACCGUGUGCCACGUUGUCAGCAUAAUUUUGAAAGGACAAAAUCUCGCGGGCACCCUCCCGCCAAAUUUUGCCGGGUUGCCCUACCUCCAACAAAUUGACCUCACCCGCAACUACCUUAACGGUUCAAUCCCUCCGGGAUGGGGUUCUUCCCCGCAGCUGGUCAACAUUUCCCUUCUUGGAAACCGGUUAACGGGUUCUAUCCCCAAAGAGCUGGCAAACAUCACAACUCUCAAAAGCUUUACGGUGGAGUUCAAUCAACUUUCUGGAAAUCUUCCUCCAGAGCUUGGCCAUAUGCCCUCCAUAGAAAGACUUCUUCUCAGCUCGAAUUAUUUUACUGGGGAGCUGCCUAAUUCAUUUGCAGGGUUGAUCACAUUGAACGACUUUCGGAUCAGUGACAAUCAAUUUUCUGGAACGAUACCCAAUUAUAUUCAAAACUGGACAAACCUUACAAGAUUCUGAGAGCUUUGUUCCUUUUUCUUUUUUAUUUGUGUUGAAGGAUUUUGUCAUUAUUUAGUUAUGGUUGUUAUGUAUUAUCCCUCAUUAAAUCAAAUUUUGGUAAUAACAGAUUGAUUUAGGCAAGUGGUUUGAGCGGGCCAAUUCCUUCUGGCAUUUCUUAUUUGGAAAACCUAACGGACUUGAGAAUCAGUGACUUGAUUGGAUCUGGAGAAACUUUUCCACGACUUGAUAAUCUGACUCAGUUGAAAACAUU
This is a messenger RNA of Corylus avellana, 1206 nucleotides long. The record is from RefSeq and is a predicted model, not a curated record. NCBI's taxonomy places the organism in Eukaryota, Viridiplantae, Streptophyta, Magnoliopsida, Fagales, Betulaceae.